AUGGACGACCUCGACAUCACGCAGACGUACUCGUACCGAGGCGUGCGGUUUCUUCGCUCGGCGGCUUCACGGGCAGGCAGCCUCGUCCUCGCUCCGCCACGGUAUGCGGCGAGGCGGCUGGUACCGGACAGGGUCAGAGGAUGGAUGCCGAGCGUCCUCUUGCGCGAAGGAGCGGGUGACGGCAUAGCAGGCGGCAUGAGCGGCAUGGGAGGAUCCGCCGGUUCGGCGGCGACAGCAGCGGCGUCAGGAGCAGCAGAAGGAGCGGGUACAGCAGGCGCACAAGGAGCGGCAGACGCCGCGGCAUACGUCCUCCCGGCGCCCAUCACCUUCCUCACCUCGCCCUACCUCCUCGUCUCCAUCGCCCUCGGCUUCUUCCUGCACCGCGUGCACCACCUCGUUCCUCCCCGCGACGCCAUCUCUCCCACUGCAGCGCAGCGACAAGGCGUCCGCCAGCGGGGCCUCGAGCGAGUCCUCAGCCUCCCCGUUCAGCUCGGCGUGCGGAUACCGGCCCUCUUGCUCGUCCUCCGCGCGUGCAUCGCCCUUGUGCUCGCCAUUGCCGUCAACAAGGGCUGGACAGAUGCAGCGUGGCUCGGGAAGGAUGCUGAGGUCGGAGUCAUGGGCGGCGUUGCGAAGACCUGCGCGCAGACGUUGGUAUGGUCAACGGCGUGGGCGGGCAAAGGCGCGCUCGGCAAGCUCGUCUCGUCCGGAAACGCAAGUUCCGCGCUCGAGCACUCGUCGCUCCUAUGGCAGACCUACGUCGCGGUCGCCGUCUCGAUGACCUGCGAGAACUUUGUCCGCUCCCUCGCCGACGACCUCCCCUCGCCGUCGCAUAUGAACCUCCUCUCCUUCGCCUUCCUCCUGCACAUCAACUCGUACGGAACGACUGGCGCCGGUACAAGCAUCAAGGGCUCGACGCAGACCUAUCUCUACCUCCUCAUCUGCCUCCUCGAAAUUCUCACCCUUCAAGCCUCGUACGCCCUUCCCGCCAUCCGGCUCGCCUACUCCCGCGAGCCCAUCACACUCCAACAUCGCCGCCGGAUCCUCACAGCCCGCUCGUCCCGACUCGCCAUCACCGCGUUCUACUCCUUCGUCGGCCAGGCUUUCGCGAUGCGCGCGUGGGCGCAUUUGUUCGGCUUUGUCAGGACCGGGAGUACGGAGGAUGUCGAAGAGGUCAUUGCGGGUCCGGUGUGGCUGAACAAGCUGCCCGAGGUUGUGUUCGAGGUCGUGGUCGGGCUGAGCGUCGCGUUGAAGCUGGCGGCGGCGUUGAUCCGCGGUGAAGAGCUCACCUUCAACAACCUCGUCGGCCAGCCUGCGACGGCGCCGAGUCCUGACGAAGACUACGCUAUCGCUCUCGUCAAGUACACGACGCACAUCCUCUCGUCGACCCGCCUCUCCGGCCUCGCCUACGAGCUCUCGCCGCUCGAAGUCCUCCCUCUCUCCAUCUCGACCACCCUCGAGUCGAUCGGCUUCAUCGACCCUCCUCCCUGCGACGACUUCGAGUGUCCCGUGCACGGCGCCGAGAACCGCGAGAAGGAGCGCAAGCGGCGGGAUGCACGAUCGGAAACGGGCGAGGUCAUUCUUCGGAGGAACGGCGAGGUCGUCAUCUUUGACCGAGUCGGCACGAGCGGCGGCAGCGUAAUCAAGCGGCGACGAGUUGCGGGCGAAGCAGUCGAGCGCGGCUUCGAGCGCGAGAUCGGCCGAGUUGUCGUCGAGCCGAAUCGCAGCGAGCUCCUCCCUCGCCUCGAAUACCACGAGGCGCUUGACGAGGCGCUCGACCGCGACUUCGAGGUCGAGCAGGACCUGGUGGGCGGCAGCAGGCGGAUCGUCUGGCGGCGCUUCUGGCGCGUCCUCUUCCGCGUCGGGUUCUACGUCGUCUACCGCGUCCUGCGGGCGGUCAAGGUUGGAGUGGCAAAGGUGACGGGCUGGGGAAGGGACGAGGGAGCGAUGCAGGACGGAUGGCGGGUGCAGGCGCGAGGCAGGUCGAGGAGCUGUACCCCGGCUCCGCAGGGUCGCGAGGGCGAGGAUGACGAGGACGAUGAGGACUACUCGCCCGAGGAGUCGGACGAUGAGGAGGACUUAGCUAUCAUGCAGGUGCAUGGGCGGGCGGGGAACGUUCGGGAGGAGAUGCAUUCGGAAGAGGCGGAGGACGAGGUCGACCCGAUGACGCUGUUCUCCGACCUGUCCACCGCCGCCACUCGCUCUUCCGCCAAUGCACCGACACCUGAGGAACUCGCACCCUACCUCCUUGCUCAUCACCUCUCCGGCUCGUCCACCCCGCUCACCCGCCGCCGCUACCGCGCCCUCCUGCCCUCUUCGUCCUCCAACUCGCCUUCCCCAGGUCCGAGCAACAGUCUCGCCGCGCUCUCGACCGCCAUCUCGCAGCGUAGAAACGAGGUCGUCGAGUCUGCGCCGCAUGGCGAUGUCGAGCGGUGGAUGGAGGAGAAGCGCGAAGAGUGGAGGGAGAGCAGGUCGCGCUUCUGCGUUGUCUGUACGGUAGAGGAGCGGACGAUCGUCCUAUGGCCAUGUCGCUGCCUCUGCCUCUGCGACUCGUGCCGAACCACGCUGUCCGAACGGUCGACUAUUGCCUCGCUUGACAAUGCCGACGCUGCAGGAGGCACUGGACGCGGCAACGCACUGUGCCCGACUUGCAGGACGCCCGUGCAAGGGUUCAGCCGGAUCUUUGUACCGUAA
Messenger RNA from Rhodotorula toruloides NP11, 2691 nucleotides. Its product is annotated as ubiquitin-protein ligase (Asi3). The coding region runs from base 1 to 2691 and encodes 896 amino acids. The transcript is spliced from 4 exons. Gene Ontology annotation, biological process: ubiquitin-dependent protein catabolic process; protein ubiquitination. The record is from RefSeq and is a predicted model, not a curated record. Gene Ontology annotation, molecular function: ubiquitin protein ligase activity. Lineage: Eukaryota; Fungi; Basidiomycota; Microbotryomycetes; Sporidiobolales; Sporidiobolaceae.